UCUUCUCGUUUAGAAAAUUGACCAACUCUUUACAUGUUUUUUGGCUUUGAAGACAUGAAUCUUCCAUUCUGAAAAAGAUUCAAAAAAGAAUGGAUGGAUGUGAAGUAACGACUUCGUUUUGGAUAUCUGGUGGAGGUUUAGCUGGUCUUGCCACUUGUAUUGCGUUGCAGAAUAUAUGUGGAAUACGAGCCAAUAUUUUGGAAGCCAAGUCGCAACUUGAAGGUGAUGCAGGCACUUUGAUAGCUUUAUGGCCCAAUGGAUUGAGAGCUCUUCAGGCUAUUGAUCAAUCACUGUAUCAAGAUAUCUUGCAAACAGGUUGUAAAAUUCGACAAGUUAGGUCUAUACGGGAAACGGGAGAAACUCGAGUUCCAGAUAAUUGUGAGAGCAAAUAUGGACAGCCUUUUAUUUGUAUUCGUUGGAGUACACUUCACUCACUUUUAGCUAAACGAGUAUCUCAUUCUCAGAUAUAUUUGCAACAUACCACUACUCAGGUCUAUGAUAAAGAAAACCACGUCAUCGUAGAAACCAAGAGAACCCAUUCAACUCAAGAUAUGGAUAGGGAUGACACAAAAGAGGCUUUUGUUGGGAAAGCUCUUAUUGUCGCUGAUGGAGUGCGUUCCUUGUUGAGGAAAUAUAUACUGAAUGAUGAUGAAAGGCAGUUGAUCGAUCCUAUAUAUACAGGCAGAGUGAUUGCUCGAGCUGUAUUGAAUUCUGAUGAAUUGAAAGAACUUUCCAUUCCACUUCCUCAAAACGAAUGUAUCUUUUUCUUCAGCAGCGAUGGAAAGAAAGUGGGUUCCUUAUCCAGUUUAGAACAAGGCCAAUUCUAUUGGGCUUUGACUCUUGAAAUUCCAACGAUGGACUCUUCUUAUUUGGAAAAGCAAUCUUUACAACAAGAGAGUGAAUUUAGUAUUCCAUUAAUGCAAGCCAUUGCAGCCACUCCUGCUGAACGUAUUCAGAUUCGUCCUUUGUUGGAGAUGCCACCACUUCCACGUUAUGCCAAAGGCAAUGUGGUUUUAAUUGGCGAUGCUGCACAUGCAGUCAUACCUUCAUUAGGUCAAGGAGCGAAUAUUGCAUUUGAAGAUGCUCUCGUGUUAUCUCGCUGUAUAAAGAAUGAGGAUAAUUUGGAAAAAGCAUUUUCUUGUUAUGAAGAAAGGAGAUUGCGUCGAUGCCAACUGAUACAAGAAGAAUCUUCCAAAGCAGGUAAACGUGCCAGGCAGCCUAAACCUUCUUCAUCAUGGGAUUCACAAGUAUUCGAAAGCUAUCAAAAGUUUUUGGAAUAUCUUUUGGAUUUUGACCCGGAUAAGAUCUCACUAUGACAGCUGUCCCUUCUCCAUAAAGAUUUCUUUUGUAUA
This is a messenger RNA of Galdieria sulphuraria, 1352 nucleotides long. RefSeq names its product salicylate hydroxylase. The transcript is spliced from 4 exons. Bases 90 to 1316 code for a protein of 408 amino acids. Gene Ontology annotation, molecular function: monooxygenase activity; FAD binding. The record is from RefSeq and is a predicted model, not a curated record. NCBI's taxonomy places the organism in Eukaryota, Rhodophyta, Bangiophyceae, Galdieriales, Galdieriaceae.